AUGGCCACCCCAAAGACCUCGCUCUCAACCAGCCGACCUCCCUCCACCCCUCCCGCCAGCCUUUCCGCUUAUGAGAACAAAGGCCUCUCCCACCCACCAAACCUUGAUCCUCUUACCAAUGCGCAGAAACAAACAUGCAGGGUGAAGCCUGUCACCAUUAAAGUCAAUGACGAUCUCUAUGGCGCGGUCCCUGCUUUCUUACACAUUCCACAAAAUUACCGCCGCGAACAAACCGAGGGACGCGAGAAGACGGCCGCUAUACUGUUAUCCGGUGCAGGCGGAGGUGUGGUGGGUCCAUCCUCAAUAUAUCUUUCGAUGGCGGACAAGUUGGCUAGUCUGAACAAGGGCAUACCGGUCAUGCGACUAGACUACCGUUAUCCGGCAAGAAACAAAUACUGCGUAGCGGAUGUGCAGGCAGCUAUGAAGUAUCUGGAGACUGGCUAUGGGCUUUCAAAAUUCGUGCUCGUAGGUUGGUCGUUCGGCGGCGCACCGGUAUAUACACUUGGUGGUAGCGAAGAGAGGGUCAUUGGCUGUGCCACGGUGGCCAGCCAGACAGCUGAGACGGAAGGGAUUGGGAGAUUGGCUCCGAAGCCUGUUCUGUUGAUGCAUGGCACUGGUGAUAGGACACUGAGAUACUCUCGUAGUCAACGCUUGUAUGAUGAGUAUGGAACGAAGGGGGAGAGGGAGCUGAAGCUUUUUGAUGGAGACGAUCAUGCGUUGACGAGGAAUGCAAGAGAGGCGGAAACAAGGCUUUGUGAAUUUGUGUCGAAAUGUGCUGGGGUCGAGAUUGGCGGAGCAGAGAAGGAGAUGAUGGGGCAGGAAUUGAUUGGAGACGGAGACAGGGUGAGGUUGAUGAAGGAGGGCGGAGCUUUGAACGGCGGAGAGAGGGUGGAAUAG
Molecule: messenger RNA, 897 nt
Organism: Letharia lupina
Lineage: Eukaryota; Fungi; Ascomycota; Lecanoromycetes; Lecanorales; Parmeliaceae
Exons: 1
Coding region: 1-897 (298 amino acids)
Source: RefSeq, a predicted model, not a curated record